AUAGGAGUAGAGAGAAAAUCACCGUUAUUGUCCGAGGAUUUGUAUUGAGCCAGCGGUUCCGAAGAUUGUCGGUAAACACGAAAGACGGGGACCUGUCACUGUGAACAAUUCCUGAUGGAUCAAGAUGUGGUUUUGAUCUAGUCUGACUCAGACUUUGUGGACAGAGGGACAGGAGUUUAAACCCAGAGGCAGGACAUUUCGUCGUCCCAGACUGCAGAAAUGAGAGCAGACAACGCCCAACACCAGUUUUCUCAGGCGCUGGCGGAGGGUGAUCUAGACAGCAUCGUCAACCUUCUGCAGGAUAAUGUCCUUGACAUUGACUCAGCAGACGUGAAUCACGACCUCGAGACCCCACUGAUGAGACUUUGCCAUGCAGACGCAGUAAACCACUCGCAAAUGGCGGCCGUUUUAGAAAUUGCGCAAAGCAAGUCCCCCAACAUGGACAAACAAGACGCCGUGGGUCGAACCCUGGCCAUGCACGCCUGUAUCUCUCAGAAUCAGCCCGUCGUUACUUUCCUGACCUCGCAGCUGUAUGACGUCAUGCUCGCAGACAGAACCGGAAACAACGUCAUGCAUUAUGCUGCAACUGGCGGGAACGAAGCCAUUGUGAAACAGCUGCUCACACAUCCGGAUAUGGCGCGUGCACUUCAGGUUUUGAACUAUCACGGCUACAGUCCUAUCGACCUUGCACGCCAGAAAAAAUGCCAAGCAGUGGUUAGGAUCCUGGCCGCCUUUAUGCGUCCCCCUCCUGCCCGCAACGUCCAGUCUCAGGAUCAGAUGUCUUUUAAGCAGAACGGUCAAAACACGGACAGUCAUGGUUUGACCACUCGGCAGGACAGCAUGGCUGGCUCUGGGGUGGCAUCUUCUGUCCCUUAUUCUCGUCUUCAGCAUGAACAAUUCAGCCAUUGUCAGGACACCCAGCAUGAUGUUCCCAGACAAGUACCUGAGAGCUUGCUGGCUGGGAAUGGAGAAACCAACAGAACUGAACUACGGAGAGUCGGAGCAAUCUAUUCUCUGAAUCAAAGCGUUGAUGGAAAUGCUCCUAACGGGGAUUCUACGAAUUUGUCUGAUACAAAACACUCAGGAGACAAAGAGAAUGCGCUUCCUACCCCUGCGAUUUUUCUUUCGCGAACAAACUUGGCCCAACCUUCCAGAUCUAUCGACACAAAUAGAAAUCUCCUCACAACAGAUUACGCUUUCGGCCAAGUGCGACAGACAUCUAUGGCGACGGAACUCACGCCUCCAACAAAACCAACCCAUUCACUCACUCCAUACAAUGGUGUUAGGGAGGAAUUAUAUUUUCAACCUAUUCAUCCUAGCCCUAUGGUCAUCCCCAUAGUGUCCCCACGACGACUAAACCCUGUGGUUAGUCAAGGAAGGCCUGCUCUUUCUCUUGACUGGCUCAGUCCGAGUAUUGAAAGCGUAACAAGAGAACAGGACAGCUUGACCAGAGCGAUGACCAACCACUUGCAGUCAGAAACGUCAGGACAGGAAAACGACAGGCAUGGGCCAGAUAAUCAGAGCUCAAAUGUAUUGACAUCACAAACAAGAGGUACUUUGCAACAGAAUGGUCUAAACGACACAAAUACAGGUGUAGAUCUUUCUCCUCCAAUCUCUCUUGAUCGCAGAUCUCAGCCUUUAAAUGCCCAGAAGAUGCCAUGGCUCUCUCAGCCAGCCAGACUAAGGGUUACAACCCACAACUCACCAAACUCCCCAAGGAAACUUGUUCAUGACACCAAUAUUCGAAAUAAUUAUGCGGAACACUCAAGAACAAAUCCUUCCCAUAAUGCAACAGUUCCCGAACUCAAACCUCAGCGCAUUCAAGAAAUCUGUGCUGGUUCCAAUAACUCACGUGAUGUUGACAGUAAGCCUGUAGCGGCUGUGAGGCCGGCUGUCAACUUCCACUCUUCCCUCAGUCGCAGCCCACGGCACCGCCACCUGCUGGAGAAGCGGCAUGCCAGUCAUGACGGAGUGAGCAGCAGCCGGACAGCAGCCACCGGUGCCAGAGAUAUUGAAGAUGUGGAUGCCACGGAGUUUGAGGAGGAGUUGUCCUUGGAGACACCACGAGACGGUUCUUCAUUCUCCUCAGGAAGGAAGAACCAAAACGGGGCUCAAGACAAACGUGAACCGCAUUUACGUCAGAGAAGUCCAUCAAUCUCCUUGCCCGAUUUACGAGACAUGACUGGGUGUUUGGUUCUGUCACCUGACAUUCCAACUGAAGCUUUCGCCAUGAACAAAUCUCCCAGAAAGACGUUAGCCGAAGUCGAUCCCAGUUACUCCAACAAAGCCGAGGAGCCGAAGAGUAAUGAGAACAAAUCGGUGUCUCUAGAUACGAGCCAAAACGUACGCAAACACGAUACUAUAGAUGAAACAACUAGUAGGGAUAAAAACGAGCACGCGUUUUCCAAUGUCAGGACUCAGAUUAGACGGGCUAUUGAAAACAAGAAAAUCAUGUUCAAGGGAGACAAUAGGCAAAACAAAAUAGCCACAGAAACAGUAAAGAACAAAGCAAAAACUGAUAAUACCCGUGGGCGUAAGAAGACGGUUUCCUUUGAGAGUGCUGCAGGGGUCACCAGUUAUGACGAUGAUUUCGACGAACAAGAUGACAAGGCACAGAUGGACGGCGACAGCGACAGUGUCGAUGAAUAUUCGUUCGAUGGAGAUUCCAGUGAUGAUGGAAAGGUUGAGAAGAAUGACGCUAAUCAGGACCUGCCCAUGGACCGUUCACUUCCAUGUAUUCAAGUGCCUCGGUAUAGCUUGAAAUAACAAAGGGGUCAUUGCUACAAGGGUUUAAGUAUUGUAUUCUGGGGUAAUAAUAAUAUGUUUUUGAUAAAUUCCGUCGGCCAAAGACAGAGCGACGAACUGCACAUUUCCUGAUUUUGAGAAAGGCAAAAACAAGAACUAAUAAAUCUUGACGCUUUUUUUUUUAGAUCAGUUACUUCCGUAGCUUUACCACUUUAAGGGUGAUAAAAAAAAUAUGCCAAAAUCAUCACACGAAGUUUAUAAAAAAGAAAAACCAAUAGAAAACUCAAGCUUGGACUAAUGUGUUGAACAUACUUUCAAGUUUAUAGUUCAUGUUUUAAAAGUGCUCAAUAUGGCCAUCUUCGGCAGCACAGACAACAUCAAGCUGAUAUGAGAAUUCAUCCCAAAACGCGCCUCUGAGUUCACCGUGUCUAUUGUAGCUGUUAUUCGAUCUUUCAUAUCAUUGAUAUUUGCGGGAAGUGGUGGAGCAUAAACUUUGUGGCUAUUCAUUUUACUGCACACCUAUUCAAAUGACUUCAUUCUCAACAAGAUGGAGUACCGCCUCAUUGGUAUCUCUGGGUUCGAGCUUAUCUGAAUGAAAACGUGCCUCAGCGGUGGAUUGGUAAGAGAGUUGCUAAAGACCUCUUUCUCUGCGGUUGGCCUUCCAGAUCCCCGUACCUUACUGUGUGUAAUUUUUUUGUGGGGGUAUGUUAAAGACAAAUCUUUAUGUUCCACCACUUCCAACAAAUAUUGAUGGCAUGAAAGAUUGAAUAACAGCUACAAUCAACAUGGUGGCCUAAGAUAUUUUUAGGAGCGUUUGGGAGGAAUUCUCAUAUCGGCGUAAUGCUAUCUGUGCUUCAGGUGGUGGCCACACUGAACUGAGCACUUGCAAAACAUAAUAAAAACUUAAAAGUAUAUACAGCACGUCAUGUGUCCAAGCUAAGGUUUUCUUUUGUUAUUCAUUUUUGAAAUAUCGACGGAUGAUCUUGGCGUAUUUUUUUAAAAUCACUCUGCAUUUCGAAAGGAGGUACAUCGUCCUACUUUUGACACAAGAAGGAUAUUGGCAAGACUAUUUAACAAACCAAGAAAACUAUUUUUAAAAAUAAAGGCAACUCAGUUUUGCCAGAUACGUCGCUCUGUCAUAGGAUGGUAGAAUCGUUGGUUUGUUGUCGUUGAAGAAGGGGAUGGGUAUUGUUUAUCUUGCUUGUAUUUUUUUUUGUUUUUGUAGAGAGGGGUUUGGUUUUG
Molecule: messenger RNA, 3987 nt
Organism: Aplysia californica (California sea hare)
Lineage: Eukaryota; Metazoa; Mollusca; Gastropoda; Aplysiida; Aplysiidae
Exons: 5
Coding region: 220-2766 (848 amino acids)
Source: RefSeq, a predicted model, not a curated record